Aureobasidium vineae is the source of this 1676-nucleotide messenger RNA. NCBI's taxonomy places the organism in Eukaryota, Fungi, Ascomycota, Dothideomycetes, Dothideales, Saccotheciaceae. The record is from the annotation of a GenBank genome assembly.
UCCUCAAUAUGGACGCCAACAAGGCUUUCGAUGCCGAGAAGGGCCUUUCUCAAACUGUCAGCGAGUCUCCUGAAUAUGAGAUCCAGUCUGGUCAGCAGAAUGAGCUCAAACGUUCGCUCAAGAACAGACACAUGCAGAUGAUCGCAAUUGGAGGUGCUAUUGGAGCAGGCUUCUUCGUCGGCGCCGGCGGUGCACUCCAUACCGGAGGUCCUGCAUCAUUGAUCAUUGGUUUCUCAAUCAUCGGUGUCAUGUUGAUGGCAACGAUGCAGGCUUUGGGAGAGCUCACAGUUCUGUACCCUANNUACGCUUGCCGUUUCAUCUCCGAGUCUUGGGGCUUUGCUAUCGGUUGGCAAUACGCCAUUCAGUGGUUGACUAUUCUUCCUUUCGAGUUGACCGCUGCUUCUAUCACUAUCGAUUUCUGGAAGGGAGCCGCCCACAUCAACGUCGGUGUAUGGAUUGCCAUCUUCCUGGUCUGUCUCGCCGCAAUCAAUUUCCUCGGAGUUAGAGCUUAUGGCGAGGUGGAAUUCGUCCUCUCAAUAAUAGCAACCCCCAUACCUCUCAUUGCACCAAAUAAACUAAUCUCUUCAUUACAGUNNAAAAUCAUCGCAUGUAUCGGCUUCAUCAUCCUCGGUAUUGUCAUCGAUGUUGGUGGUGUACCUACCGACACCCGUGGCUACAUUGGUGCCACUUACUGGGGCGCUGAGUACGGCCAUGGUUUCCGUAACGGCUUCAAGGGCUUCUGCAGUGUCUUCGUUACUGCCUCUUUCGCCUUCGGCGGUACUGAGUUGGUCGGCCUUGCAGCUGCCGAGUCUGCCAACCCCAGAAAGUCCCUCCCCCAGGCUGUCAAGCAGGUCUUCUGGCGUAUUGCCUUCUUCUACAUCGUCGGUCUCUUCAUCCUGGGCCUCGUUGUUCCUGCAAACAACCCCAAUCUUCUUCACGCCCACGGUGCCAACUCCCAAUACUCUCCCUUCGUCAUUGCUAUCCGCCUUGCUGGUAUCAAGAUCCUCCCGUCUAUCUUCAACGCCGUGAUCACUGUUUCCGUCAUCAGUGUCGCCAACAGCUCUGCCUUCGCCUCUACCCGCACUCUCCAGGCUCUUGCUGCUCGUGGCAUGGCUCCCAAGAUCCUUGCUUACGUUGACAAGAAGGGUCGUCCUAUCCCCACCAUCAUCUUGCAGCUCGCCAUGGGCCUGCUCGCCUUUGUCAACUUGGCCGCCGCUGGCAGCGUUCUUNUCACCUGGCUUCUGUCGCUCACCGGUCUUGCCAACUUCUUCGUCUGGGGUAGCAUCAACCUCUCUCACAUCCGUUUCCGCAAGGGUUGGGCACAAUCUGGCCGUACCGUCGAGCAACUUCCUUACAAGGCCAAGUUUGGUGUCAUUGGCAGCUACGUUGGUCUUUUCCUCAACGUCAUCUGUCUUGUUGCUCAGUUCUACGUUGCCCUCUUCCCCAUCGGUGGCAAGCCUGACGCUGCCAACUUCUUCGAGUCCUACCUCGCUGGACCCGUCAUCUUCACUCUCUACGUCAUCUGGAAGCUCUGGACUCGCGAGUGGAAGAUGUGGAUCAGCGCCUCAGACAUGGAUGUUGUUACCGACAUGCGCGAGUUUGAAGCUGAUGAGGAGGAUGAAGUCAAGGCCACUGGCUUCAAGGGUAAGCUCAAGUCCUUCACAUCCGCUUUCAUC